CGCACACUUCUUGGUCGGACAUUUGAAGGUUGUCCGAUUUUUCAAAUAAUCAGAUACAUGAUGUGUCCUUGUUUUCAUGGUUUAGCUUGCUCAAUGCUGAGGCCUUCGCCAUCGGUUUGUUGGAGGUGAGAAAAAGGGAAGGGCGAGUACGACGAGGACGUCGAAAGUGAUCAUCGAUUAGGCGUAAGUACAAACCGAAAUGAAAGCUGUGAUCCAAAGAGUAUUAGCCGCUUCCGUUGAAGUGGACGGACACCGAAUUUCUGAGAUCAAACGCGGCCUUUGUGUGUUGAUCGGCAUAGGGGCAGAUGAUGUUCGCGCUGACAUGGACUACAUCGUGAACAAGAUUUUGAACUUGCGACUCUUUCCGAGCGAGGUUCCAGACAACUUGAAGAAAUCUACCGAGCUUGAGUCUCACCAAUCUCCCCCGCCAGCUGAAAAUGUUAAGCAAUGGGCAAAAAACGUCAAAGAUAUCGAAGGUGAAGUCCUCUGUGUCAGCCAGUUCACAUUACUUGCCCAGACAAAGAAAGGAAAUAAACCAGAUUUCCACAAUGCUAUGCAAUCGACCUCAUCGCGAGUGAUGUACGCUGAGUUGUUAGAGCUAAUGAAGCUUUCCUAUUGUUCAGAGCGCAUCAAAGACGGCGAAUUCGGCGCUAUGAUGCAGGUGAACAUUGCUAAUGAUGGACCUGUCACCAUCACCCUGGAUAGCAAAGAAGCUCAAGCAGGUUCAAAAUCACGAUCCUGAUGGAUUACAGAGAAGUUGUUGGUCUUUAUUAUUCAAGGAAUUCUUAAGGCUACCAAGCCGCUUCCUAAUUAAAAAAAAUGAAUUGUAAAGGCAAUUGAGUGAUGUUGGCUAGUUUUUUGAUUGCAGACAAUUUUGCCUUUGUAUAUGAAGGAGUAGCCAGAGGUUGCAAGAACACUAUUGUCGAUAUCAUUAAUG
Melampsora larici-populina 98AG31 is the source of this 937-nucleotide messenger RNA. RefSeq lists its product as uncharacterized. Gene Ontology annotation, cellular component: cytoplasm. The transcript is spliced from 7 exons. The coding region runs from base 200 to 742 and encodes 180 amino acids. The record is from RefSeq and is a predicted model, not a curated record. NCBI's taxonomy places the organism in Eukaryota, Fungi, Basidiomycota, Pucciniomycetes, Pucciniales, Melampsoraceae. Gene Ontology annotation, biological process: tRNA metabolic process. Gene Ontology annotation, molecular function: D-tyrosyl-tRNA(Tyr) deacylase activity.